AUGGUAUGGCGAUCGACAAGAGGCGAAGAAAGUUGGGGUUGCGCAGGACAACUUGGAUUUCGGAGCAUGACAGCACUUCCUCCACACGACACGGAGGUCGUGCGGCAGGUCACAUUAAGUUCACGUGGUUGCGCAGCAGAAAACCACGAGCAGGAGGACCGACCUACGACGAAUGAACGAUAUGGAAUCCUCAUAAUUCGUGGUGAAAAGCCUGCAUCGCGAACGCGAUUUACGACCAACUUGAGGAAAUCAUCCCCAACGAAAAGUCCCUCUACAAAUUUGCUGUUGGAGAUUUCAACGCUAGUCCUGGUGGGCGAAGCACAAGAGGCAGAUGGUUCUGAUCAUCGGCUUUACGCCAAGAUCAAAAUCAAUCACAAGCCGGAAAAAUCUCUUGAUAUUGCGGAAGGAGCUCGAAGCAUGUCGUAUACGACGGUGAUGUUCCAAAUGACGCUUUUACCCGAUGACUGGCGAGUCAUGGAUGACCCGACCGAAGACUACGACGCGCUUGUUCAGGGCCUCCUCAUUCGUGCUGGACAAGCCAAGCUUCCUCGAGUGGAUACCUCUGCUCGCACUUCAGAUGCGACGAACGACCUUCUCGGACGAGAAGCUUGA
Molecule: messenger RNA, 612 nt
Organism: Haemonchus placei
Lineage: Eukaryota; Metazoa; Nematoda; Chromadorea; Rhabditida; Trichostrongylidae
Source: the annotation of a GenBank genome assembly